Molecule: messenger RNA, 2839 nt
Organism: Mercurialis annua (annual mercury)
Lineage: Eukaryota; Viridiplantae; Streptophyta; Magnoliopsida; Malpighiales; Euphorbiaceae
Product: pentatricopeptide repeat-containing protein At5g27110
Exons: 3
Coding region: 97-2184 (695 amino acids)
Biological process (GO): RNA modification
Molecular function (GO): protein binding; RNA binding
Source: RefSeq, a predicted model, not a curated record
GUCCUUCACUUUUUAUUUUAUCAAUAAUUUCGUCUCCCGUAUUUGAAACUUAAUUUACCGUUAAGUGUUUUAACUUCGAUGCAGAGCAAUUCUUGAAUGGACACGGCGAAGCUAUCGACGAUCUUGCUAAAAUGCAUUACAUCAAACUCACUCCUCCGAGGAAAACUCUGCCACCAAAAAAUAAUCACACUAGGCUUACAAAACAACGUUGCCCUCUGCAAAAACCUUAUAAAAUUUUACUUCUCAUUUCAAACGUAUGACUAUGCCAAACUUGUCUUCAAAACCAUUGACAACCCAUUAGAUAUCUCCUUAUGGAACGGCCUCAUGGCUGCUUACACUAAAAAUUACAUGUACAUUGAAGCCCUUGAGCUUUUUCAAAGUUUAUUACAGUUCCCUCACUUGAAACCUGACUCUUUUACCUACCCAUCACUGUUAAAAGCUUGUGCUGGUUUGGGUAAGGUUAGCUAUGGGAGAAUGGUGCAUGCCCAUGUCGUUAAGUCUGGGUUUGUGUCAGAUACUGUUGUUGUAAGCUCGCUGGUGAGAUUAUAUGGUAAGUGUGAUUUGUUUGUUUGUGCAGUUAAACUGUUCGAUGAAAUGCCUGAGAGAGAUGUUGUGAGUUGGAAUACUGUUAUUUCUUGCUGUUAUCAAGAUGGGAGAGCUGGGGAAGCGUUGGAGUUGUUUGGGAGGAUGAGGGAGUUCGGGUUUGAGCCGAAUUCGGUAACGGUGACCGUGGCGAUUUCGUGUUGUGCUAGGGUUUUGGACUUGGAGAGAGGUAGAGAGAUUCAUAGAGAUGUUGUGGAUAAUGGGUUGGUGUUUGAUGGCUUUGUGAGCUCGGCACUUGUGGACAUGUAUGGGAAAUGUGGUUGCUUGGAUGUAGCUAAGGAUAUUUUCGAGCGGAUGACGAAAAAGACGCCGGUUGCUUGGAAUUCCUUGAUUGCGGGUUAUAGUUUAGUUGGUGAUAGUAAAGAGUGUAUUCAACUUCUUAAAAGAAUGAUCAUGGAAGGUACUCAACCAACUCUAACUACUUUGACUAGCAUAUUAUUAGUUUGUUCGAGAGUUUCCCAUUUUCGACAUGGACGAUCCAUUCAUGGAUAUUUAAUUAGACAUAAAGUUGAUUUUGAUAUAUUUGUUGGUAGUGGACUAAUUGAUCUAUACUUCAAAUGUGGAAGAAUCCCGUCGGCUGAAAAUAUCUUUAACAUGCUGCUGCCAGAUGCAAAUGCGGUUUCUUGGAAUAUUAUGAUUUCUGGAUAUGUGUCUGUGGGAGAUUAUUUCAAGACAAUCGGCUUGUUUGAUGAGAUGAAAGGUGCAAAAAUAAAACCAGAUGCUGUAACAUUCUCUACUGUCUUAUCGGCUUGUUCACAACUAGCGGCCCUAGUAAAGGGUAAAGAAAUCCACAAUUGUGUCGAAGAACAGGGAUUGGAAACGAAUGAGAUAGUCAUGGGGGCUCUCCUUGACAUGUAUGCAAAAUGUGGUGCUGUUGAUGAAGCUCUAAAUGUUUUCAAUAAGUUGCCAGAGAAGGAUCUUAUAUCAUGGACUUCAAUGAUUACCGCAUAUGGGUCGCACGGCCAAGCUUUUGAAGCUUUGAAACUUUUUGAAGAUAUGCAGCAAUCUGAUGUAAAACCAGACGCAGUUACUUUUAUAGCGGUAUUAUCAGCUUGUGGGCAUGCGGGAUUAGUUGAUGAGGGCUACGGUUAUUUCAAUCAGAUGACCACCGACUAUGGAAUUAAACCCGGAAUUGAACAUUGCUCAUGCUUGAUUGAUCUACUCGGGCGUGCUGGUAGACUGCAUGAAGCUUAUAACAUUCUUCAGAACAGUCCUGAAAUAAUAGAUGAUGUUGGAUUGUUAAGCACACUACUUUCGGCAUGUCUUUUGCACAAAGAUGUAGAACUAGGAGAGGAAAUAGCAGAGCUGCUUAUUAGAAAAGAUCCCGAUGAUUCAGCAACUUAUAUUACUUUAUCAAAUCUGUAUGCCUCUGUCAAGAACUGGGAAAAGAUGGGCAUGUUGAGAUUAAAAAUGAAAGAGCUUGGACUUAAGAAGAAUCCUGGCUGUAGCUGGAUAGAGAUUGACAAGAGAAUUCAACCUUUUUUCGUCAAAGACUGGUCGCACCCUGAACCAGACAUGGUGCAUGACUGUCUUGUGAUUCUUUAUAAUCACAUGGAAAAAGAUGAGUUACCGCUUCCUUGAAAUUCAUGGAAAGUCAUAUCAGUAUCUUAUAAAGAUGGAGUUUUGGAAUUUUUUAAGGAUUUCCAGGAAAAGAAACGAAAAGCCGAACCGCGGGACUACAGAAUUUUCCAUUCAAAUCAAUUCAUGACUCACAAGAUCACUUGCCAAAACCAUAGCAGAAAAGUGCGGAAUUUUCAUGGCUCGUUAGCCGGCUUUCCCCCUCGAAGAGCAUGCAACGAGGAGGUUCACCAAUGGAAGUAUGCGCAGUUCGAACUCACAUUCCGACACAUUCCUGAUUGCAGUGGAAGGGAAUGUAGUACAUAUAAACACAUGAACUUGAAGAAUAUUGUACAUGAAAAGGUUGUAAUACUUUCUCUCCAAGAUCAUCAUCUCUGGAUUUGCAGUGAAGAUUCAGAUCCAAAUCUCCGUCUAAGCCGUUAAUUACAGUUACUCGAGCUAUGUUUGAAUGACCGGCAUUGCAUGAUGCAGAAAAUAACAACAUGAGUGUCAACAGAAAAUAUGUUUUAUUGAAAGAACUCGUCAUGAUUUAGUUUGUGUGAAGUAUGAUUAAUUUUAUGAGAUGGGUUUGUAAGACUUUGCAUUAUUGAGCUUUUUAUUGGUCCGGAAUCGGUAACUUUAUUUUAUUUUCUUAACAUAUAUGCAUAAUUUAAUUUGA